AUGGCCGCCCUCAGAGAAAUGCCUCGGGUCGGCCGUCAGCUUCUCAGUACCGCAUCGCAUUUGAAGUCUAGUCCUGUGAGCCUUCAAAGAUGUGCAUCUACCGAAGCCACUGCGUCUGCGCCGAAUAUCCCCGAUAUCGAACAAGACUCUGGUUUAGCAGUUCCAAUUGUCAAGAGAGGGGACAUAAAAGUCACAGAUCCGCGGAGAAGAGCGAGUCGUAGAAAUUAUGAGCUUCCGCAUGAAAGAUAUCGAUUCCGUGCUCCAAAGUACUAUCGAGGACCUUUACAUCCAGUCCAACCGCCUCCAUCAUCAGACCCGAUCGCUCGAGACUUCUCCCCUGGACCUUUUAAUCUUCCACGAUUGAAGCAGACCUACCACUCUGCAGUCACUUCCGAUCUUUUGACCCUAUUGUACCAACACACACCACCAGGUACGGCUGAUAAACCCGAAAGGAUAAGAUUGCGAGAAUGGGACGAUUCGUCACCCUAUAUGAAGAACCGACCUAAGCGAGGACCGCGAGGUCACGAUGUGCUUUUCCCGCUCGAGAAGGAUAUUACAUGGCGCAAUAUUCCCGAGAUUAAGGCAGUACAUUUAGCUAUGUACAUGCCCAAAGCGAAAAAGAAUCCUGAUCAUAUUACUGUUGGUCGCGCAGUACUACAAACUAUCACAGGUGUCCGUACCACAGUCACCAACACGAAGACCAGCGUUGCUCAGUGGGGCAUUGUCAAGGGUGAUAGGUCAGGUGUGAAAUGCUCGAUAUAUGGUGAUCAGGCAUACGAGUUCAUGGACAAAGUCAUCCACCUAGUAUUUCCAAAAAUCAAGGAUUGGAGGGGUAUCAAAGGCACUAGCGGUGACAGCACUGGUAAUAUAAGUUGGGGUUUUGAAGCCCAGGAUAUGCUAUAUUUCCCGGAAGUUGAAGCAAACUAUUCGUUGUAUCCUUCCAAGAUGAUCACUGGUUGCCGCGUCACCCUCGAAACCACAGCAAAAUCAGAUAGACAUGCUAGGCUUCUCUGCAUGAGUCUAGGAAUCCCAUUUUACGGCAAGUUAGUAGAUUAGGGUAUUAUACCGAACCUAUCAAUCUACCAUUUGUACAUAUAUCAUCAUAUCACGUCAAGAUGCCAUAGGCUGCUAUCAACGCAGUUGUACAAUACAAAAUAAAAUGAAAUAAGAGUUAAAUCGAUCAUGAGGCGUCAUUUUUAU
Messenger RNA from Hypoxylon trugodes, 1200 nucleotides. Its product is annotated as 54S ribosomal protein L7. The transcript has 4 exons. Bases 1 to 1056 code for a protein of 351 amino acids. The record is from RefSeq and is a predicted model, not a curated record. Lineage: Eukaryota; Fungi; Ascomycota; Sordariomycetes; Xylariales; Hypoxylaceae. Gene Ontology annotation, biological process: translation. Gene Ontology annotation, cellular component: cytosolic large ribosomal subunit; ribosome. Gene Ontology annotation, molecular function: RNA binding; structural constituent of ribosome.